AAAACAAUAAGUGACAUAUUAUACCACGUACUUAGAAGUAUCAAAUAUGAAGAAAUUGGUGAUGUAGACGAACUUAGAAUAUGUUUACGACAAGAAGCUGCAAGAUGGGCAUGUCUUCUUAAUAACAUCACUUGUAGGAGAGAAGCCAACAAUCAAUUAAAACAACAUUUCCAAGAUCCUUCAAAACAUAAACUUUUGCCAUGGUGGAAGGAAUGGACAUAUUGUAAUGCUUUGAAGAUAAAUUCCGACAGAUUAAUUACAGAAGCAGUGUAUUUUAGAGGAUUUCAAGAAUCUGACGCCAAAUUUUUAGAAUACUUGGCUUGCAGUGAAGAUACUAAUACAAUUAAUCCCUUAUUAACAUAUAAACCUUAUACUAAAGAACAAUAUCAAUAUGUUCGUUACAGUUUCUUACAUAUUAUUACGAAGCAAGCGAAUAAUCAAGCUAUCUUGAAGAACAUAUUAAAUGCUUUUUUUUUUUACGUAAAACCAAAACAAAUUAAUGUACCUGCAGCAUUAAUUAUUAUGAUUAAUAACGUAUAUUCCGUAAAUUUAACUCAGGAAAUAAACAAAUACGUUGAAUGGAUGAAAGACAAUACACAUAUAAUUUAUGGAGUAAAAAGAAAAGGAUUUCCUAGAGAAGAAUUUGGACAAAAUUAAAAGCAAGAUAACAAUUCGCAACAAUCAAAUUAAAAGACAGAUAGAGUAUUAUGGUUGGUUUUACUUUUAGUGGAAUUAAAAAAAUUGCAUCUUUGCAUGCGAAA
Nylanderia fulva is the source of this 761-nucleotide messenger RNA. NCBI's taxonomy places the organism in Eukaryota, Metazoa, Arthropoda, Insecta, Hymenoptera, Formicidae. The record is from RefSeq and is a predicted model, not a curated record.